Molecule: messenger RNA, 2008 nt
Organism: Menidia menidia (Atlantic silverside)
Lineage: Eukaryota; Metazoa; Chordata; Actinopteri; Atheriniformes; Atherinopsidae
Source: the annotation of a GenBank genome assembly
AGACGGUAAACUUAUUUCCCACAUGAGAGCUGAUUUUAUCCAUCAGUUAAUCAAUAAGUCCUCUGACGUUGCAUGAAAGAAAUCAAGCUCUUUUUUCCUUUGCAAAAUGACAAUUCGGUCAAACCCUGUAUGUAGAAAAUGAACAACGUUCUAUCCUUCAACCAUAAAGGCCCUCAGACCUCCAUGAUGGUAUGUGCAAGCAUUAUUUUUGAUGAGGACUAUUUCACAAAAUACAUUUCACAAAUUUGUACUUCACAAAAUACAAUGCAAUGAAAACACGAACACACGUUACUGGGCAAUAUUUAGAGUAUAAAAAGUUGAGGAGAAAGUUUCUAAAAGCCCAGCGCGUGUCCAGAAUCCUUCUAUCUGCAGCUGUCUGGACACACAAUGGCCGACGUGGUUGGAGCUGCCGGCCCCACCUCCUCUGGCAUGCCCUCUGACCUUCAGCCGCAGCAUUAUAUAUAGCUGGGGGGGGACCGUCGGAAGGCCCCUGGCAGCCGAAAUGAAGUCUCUGGCGUCGGCGUGCUGCUUGCUGUCCCUCUUGGUUCUGUCAGCUGCAGAUCGCCUGGCGGACUCCUCGGUCCACGAUGAGGAGCCCCUGAUGCGGCUGCAGCUCCAGCCGUCGGAGGGAGACCUGUUCCCCUGCGGGUGCGAGGCCACAGAGGAGCACGCCAGCCAGAGCUCCUCCAACGACACCCCGGCCCCGGAGCGGGCCGUGUGCCAGCCCUGCAAGCACCUGCCCGCCGCCGGAGAGGAGCCGGCCGCUCCGUCAGAGGACGAGGAGGAACCUCCGUCUGAGGUAGACCCCUCCUCCGAGGUGGUCGCAGCCGAAGAAGACCAGGAGGAAGCGGCGGAGGAGGAGGAUGAGGUGACAUCCGAGGAAAAGGCCGAAGCAGAGCCCGAAGAUCAAACUGGAGAAGGCCAUGUUUUUGAGGGUGUUUCAUCACCCGAGGAGGAGACUGCUGCCGAGACUGGGGCUGAAGAGGAGGAACUCAAUGAAGGUGAAGAUGAAGAUAUGGAGGAGGUAUCCCAAACAGAAGAAGUGAAUCCAAGCGAGGAGGCUGUGGUUUCUGAAGAGGCUGUGGAGGAAACGGAGGAUGCGGACACGCAAGAGGAAACCGAGCCAGUAGAGGAGCAGAUGAGUGAGGAAACUGACCCGGCUGCUGAGGAGGAGGAUGAAGAAGCUGAGACUGACUCAGAACCAGACGAGCCUCUUGAAACAGACCCUGAACCUGAAGCUGAAGUAACAGAACCAGAAGAGUCAAACCCUGAGUCGCAUGGUGUUUCAGAGGAGGUUUUAGAUCUAGAGUUAGAAACAGAAGUGAUAGCAGAACCAGAACCAGAACCAGAAGUGAUAUCAGAGCCUGAGCCAGAACCAGAACCAGAAUCAGAACCAGAACCAGAAGUGAUAUCAGAGCCUGAGCCAGAACCAGAAGUGAUAGCAGAACCUGAUCCAGAACCAGAAGUGAUAGCAGAACCUGAACCGGAGCCAGUAUCAGAACCAGAGGUGAUAGCAGAACCUGAGCCAGAACCAGAAGUGAUAGCAGAGCCUGAACCUGAACCAGUACCAGAACCAGAAGUGACAGCGGAGCCUGAGCCGGAACCAGUACCAGAACCAGAAGUGACAGCGGAGCCUGAGCCGGAACCAGUACCAGAACCAGAAGUGAUAGCAGAACCUGAGCCGGAGCCAGUAUCAGAACCAGAAGUGAUAGCAGAACCUGAGCCAGAACCAGAAGUGAUAGCAGAGCCUGAGCCGGAGCCAGUAUCAGAACCAGAAGUGAUAGCAGAACCUGAGCCAGAACCAGAGGUCCUUCCUCCAGUGGAGGCUGAACCCGCGGAGGAGGCCUCCACAGCCCCCACCGGGGCAGCAUCAGUGGACGAAGUGGUGGUGGAAAGCCCGGAGGAGACCUCGGCGCCUGCAGAAGCUCCAGCGGAGGAAGUGACUGUGGAGGAUGAGCCUGCUCAGACUCAAACCAAAGGUAAUAAAGUGUCUACACAUCAGAGAUGA